AUGCAAUCCAGUGUUGUGAGUUUAUUCAUUGAUUUUUAUGAUUCUUACUCAUAUAACAUCGUACAUUAUUUGACUAAAAUAAAUAAAGAAAAGCCCAUUGUUAUUAAAGCAGAUGAUAUAUGUUAUGAUGAUUUUAUGAAAGAUUAUUAUGAUAAGAUUGAUAAUAUUGUUAUAUCUCCAGGGUAUGGUAACCCUAUGUUAAAUGAUAAGAAGGAUAAGUUUGUUAUAGAACUAUUAAAGAAUGAAAUAAAUAUUCCAUUAUUAGGUGUGUGUUAUGGUCAUCAAUUAUUAUGUUACUUUUAUGGAAGUAAAAUAGAGAAAGUAAAAAAUAUGUUUCAUGGAAAUACAAAUAUAAUACAUAUAUGUAAAAAUGAGGAGAAUAAAUAUUGUGAAUUAUUUAAUAAUAUAGAAGAUAAUUUUAAGGCUGUAUGUUAUAAUUCUUUAAAAGUAAAUCAUACAGAUAUUAAUAAAAAUAUUUUAAAUAUAACAUGUUAUUCUAAUCAUUUAGAUGAAUAUAUAAUUAUGGGAGUACAACAUAAAUAUUUACCAUAUUAUACUGUACAAUAUCAUCCAGAAUCUGUUGAGAGUGAAUAUAGUGAAAUAUUUUUUGAGAAUUUUAAAAAUAUUACGUUAAAAUAUAAUGAAAAUAAAAAAAGAAAUUCUUUAAAAAUAUUACAACAUGAUAUAAAUAAAACAUCCAUAUCUAUUCCUUUAAAUAUAUCGAGUACAUAUAAAUGGAAAAUAAAAAUUAUUAAAGUUGUAGGUAUAAAAAAUAAUUUAUGUAUGAUUUCGUAUGAUAUUUUUAAAAAUAUUUUUUUUAAAAAACAUAAAGAAAGUAUAUCUUUUUGGCUAGAUAGUAAUAAUGAAAUUUUAUAUCAAAUUAAAAAUAACAAAUCUGAAAAAAAAAUAUCAAAUGAUAAUAUUUCAUUACAAUAUGAUCAUACUGAUUUGAUACAAAAUACCAGAUUUUCAUAUAUGGGUAAUCUAGAUGGGAUAUUAAGUGAUAUUAUUGAAUAUUAUAUAGAUGGAAAAGAUAAUAUAUCUGCAAACACUUUGCUUCUUAAUUUAAGGAAAAGCACAAAGGAAAAAAAUGACAAAUCUGAUAAAUCUAAUAUAGUUGAUACAUAUGAUAUACAUUAUAUCAGUAAGGAAAAUAAUUGCCUUGUUAAAUAUAUGAAUGAAAAUAUUGAAUAUUUCAAAAAACAAAUGAUCAUAGAUUAUCAAUAUAUAGAUAUUCAUAAUUUAAUAAAUAGUAAAAAUGAAGUAGAAGAAAAGGAAAUAGUAUAUACUACCACCCAACAAAUGAAAUCAGAUAAAUAUAAUAGUACAUGUGAAGAACAAGUAAAUAAAAAUAAUAAAAAAAAAAAAAAUUUUAAUAAUCAUCGUCAUAAUUAUAUAUUUCUAAAUGAUACAAUACAAGACAAUGAUUUUAUUAACAAUAAGACAUCUUGUUUAAUGGGCUAUUUUGGAUUUUUCAAUUAUGAAUAUAAAUAUGAAACUAUAAAAAAUUUAUAUAAUACUAAAUGUAAACAAAUAGAACAAGAAGAAAUGUUUCCGGUUUCUGUUUUUGUACGUCCUCAAAAUAUGAUGGCUUUGGAUAUGUAUAAAAAUAAUAUUUAUUUAAUAUCGUUAGAACCAGAAGAAGAAUCUUUUAAGAGAUACUUAACUUAUGGUCACAAAAAAAGUGAAGACAAUAUUUCAUGUUGUGAUAAUAAGGGAAAAAAUAAUGAACAUAAUAAUUUGACAAAUAGUCCAUAUCAAUAUCAUAUAAAAAAUUUUGAUGCCUUUAAGGAUAUACAAAAUUAUAAUAAAGAAUGGACAUAUAAUGUUUUAGAUGUACUUAUAGAUAUAGAAAAGACAUAUGAGCAUGAUAAUAUAUUAAAUGAAGAAAAAUACAAUAUUAAUAAUAUAUAUAAUAAAAAUAAUUUGUUAGAAAAAAAUAAAGAGCAAAGUAGAAUAUCAUUUAAUUCAAUUAUACAAAGAGAACAAUAUAUUGAAAAUGUAAGGAAAUGUAAAAAAUAUAUUGAAGAUGGUUAUUCCUAUGAGUUGUGUUUAACUACACAAUUUAUCUCAAAAAAACUUGUAGAUAUCAACAUCGAAUAUUUAGAUUUAUAUAAUUAUAUUAGAAAUAUAAAUAAAGUUUCAUAUAGUUGUUUUAUUAAUUAUAAAAGAAUUUUAUGUAAAGAACAAAAUGGCAAUAAAGAAAAAAUAUCCUUUUUAUUAAAAGAAAAAGAUAAGAAAAAAAUAAAAAUAGGUGAAAUACAAUUUCAUAUUUUAAGUUUUAGUCCUGAAGAAUUCUUAAGAAAAAAUAAAGAUAACUAUAUGUAUAGUAAACCUAUUAAAGGUACAAGUAAAAGAGGAAAAACAAAAGAAGAAGAUGAUAUACUAAAAAAUAAUUUAUUUAAUAAUAAAAAAGAAAGAGCAGAAAAUCUAAUGAUAUUAGAUCUAACUAUAAAUGAUUUUAAUAGAAUAUGUGAUAUCAAUACUGUACAAGUUUCUAAAUUAUUCCACAUAGAAUCAUAUAAAUUUGUUCAUCAAAUGGUUUCAGAAAUUACAGGGAAAAUAAAAAAAGGGAAUAAUUUCUCUGAUGCUAUAUUGAAUAUAUUCCCUGGAGGAUCCAUGACUGGUUCUCCAAAAUUUAUAUCUAUGUCCAUUUUGCAAGAAAUUGAAAUGGUGCCUAGGGGUAUUUACUCAGGUUGUAUAGGUUUUCUUACAUUUGAAGGAAAUUUUAUUUUUAAUAUAGUUAUAAGGACAAUAAUAAUAAAAAAGGAUAUGAUUUCAAUUGGCGCUGGGGGGGCUAUAACAAUUAAAAGUAAUGAGGAAGAUGAAUAUAAUGAAAUGAUUUUAAAAUUUAUGAGCAUUGCAAAACCGAUAAGUUUGUAUUUAAAGGAAUAUCAUAAUACUGACGUGGAAUAUAUACUUUAA
Molecule: messenger RNA, 2925 nt
Organism: Plasmodium adleri (nom. inval.)
Lineage: Eukaryota; Apicomplexa; Aconoidasida; Haemosporida; Plasmodiidae
Product: para-aminobenzoic acid synthetase
Exons: 4
Coding region: 1-2925 (974 amino acids)
Biological process (GO): L-tryptophan biosynthetic process
Source: RefSeq, a predicted model, not a curated record